This is a messenger RNA of Pseudozyma flocculosa PF-1, 906 nucleotides long. RefSeq lists its product as uncharacterized. The transcript has 3 exons. The record is from RefSeq and is a predicted model, not a curated record. NCBI's taxonomy places the organism in Eukaryota, Fungi, Basidiomycota, Ustilaginomycetes, Ustilaginales, Ustilaginaceae. Gene Ontology annotation, molecular function: enoyl-CoA hydratase activity. Gene Ontology annotation, biological process: fatty acid beta-oxidation. Gene Ontology annotation, cellular component: mitochondrion. Bases 1 to 906 code for a protein of 301 amino acids.
AUGAUUGCCGCCACGAUCCGAUCCUCGCUCCGUCCCUCGGUGGCCCGCUCGGUGCUGCCCUCGACGCGCCACCUCUCGACCUCGCUGCCCCGCCUCUCGAACCCUUCAGCGGCGGCGACGGCGUCAAUCGGCUCGUACGAAAACAUCCUCGUCUCGCAGCCCGCCUCGGGCGUCACCCUCAUCACUCUUAACCGUCCCAAGGCGCUCAACGCCCUCAACUCGGCCCUCUUCCGCGAGCUCAACGACGCCACCGAGGCCGCCGACGCCGACCCCUCGGUCAGCGCCAUCGUCCUUACCGGCAGCGAAAAGGCCUUUGCCGCCGGCGCAGACAUCAAGGAGAUGAAGGACGUCGAGUACGCCCACGCCUACAAGACCAACUUCCUGGGCCACUGGACAAAGCUCACCACCAUCAAGAAGCCCAUCAUCGCCGCCGUCUCGGGUUUCGCCCUCGGCGGCGGCUGCGAGCUUGCCAUGAUGUGCGACAUCAUCCUCGCCGCACCCACCGCCCAGUUCGGGCAGCCCGAGAUCAACCUCGGUGUGAUUCCCGGUGCGGGCGGCACGCAGCGCCUGACCAAGGCGGUGGGCAAGUCGGUGGCCAUGGAAAUGAACCUCACCGGCCGCUUCAUUGGCGCCGACGAGGCGGCGCAGCGUGGCCUCGUCUCGCGCGUCGUGACCGAGGGCAGCGUCGUCGACGAGGCCGUCAAGGUCGGCUCGAUCAUCGCCAAGAAGAGCCAGAUUGCCAUCCAGGCCGCCAAGGAGGGCGUCAAUGCCUCGUUUGAGCUCUCGCUGCAGGAGGGCACGCGCUUCGAGAGGCGCCUCUUCCACUCGCUCUUCGCCACAAAGGACCAGAAGGAGGGCAUGGCCGCCUUUGCCGAAAAGCGCAAGCCCAGCUUCAAGAACGAGUAA